AGUUAACAAGUGUUUCGUCACAAACUCCGCCCACACGUUUCUUCCUGCUUUCAUGAAGGGAAUGACAAACCUCGACAUGCAGUUCUUGACAUUUAAAUCCAAAAUAGUGUGUGACAAUGAAGUGAAAUCAGUGUAAUGACAAUGUAAUGCGAGGAAGAUGAACACACAGAUGUCAGGAGUCAGAGAAGAUGGUGAACUCAUGAUUAAAGAAACAACAGAACAUCAACAUGGCCAGCAGAGAAAGCAGAGCUGUUAUUCGUGGUUCUGCUCACAGGAGAAGACGGAGCAAAGAAAGACCACCCAACCUGAAUGAUGUGACUCCUCUGAGGAUUGUUCUGCUGGGGAAGAACGUGUCAGAAAACAGUGGAGUGGGAAAUUUCAUAUUAGGACGAGCAGCAUUUGACAGUGAAGCUCCUGCAGAUGUUGUAGAGAGAGUCGGAGGAAGAUUGAAGGACAGACAUGUGAUGAUCAUCAACAGUCCUCAGCUGCUCCAGACAAACAUCUCAGAUGAUCAGAUCACACAGACAGUGAGAGAGUGUGUGAAUCUGUCUGAUCCAGGACCUCAUGUGAUCGUUCUGCUCCUCAAACAUGACCAGUGUUCAACAGAAGAUCAAGAGUGUGUGGAGAAGGUGCUGCUCUCUUUCUCUGAGCGGGUUUAUCAACACACCAUGGUGAUCAGCACACAAGAGCCCACUGAAACCAAUGACAUCCUACAGAAAAUCAUUCAGAAAUGUGCAAACAGACACUUCAGUCUUCACAAAAGCAGCUCUCCUAAUGAUCUUCUGCAGACAUUUGAGGACAUUGUGAAAGUGAAUGAUGGACAGCACCUGGAGUGUGCUGGUUCACAGUAUUUAACAAUGGAGAAACAUGCCACAGAAAGACUUUCAGAAGGUUUAAAGUUGAAUCUGGCUGUGUGCGGGAGUGACGGGACAUUAAAAUCCUCCACAUCAGACCUGAUCCUGCAGCAGACAGACAGAAGAUCAGACGUGGAGCUUCAUGGACGUCAGAUCAGUCUGGUGGAGCUUCCAGCUCUGUUCAACACUCAUCUCUCAGAGGAGGAAGUGAUGCGUCAGGCUCUCCACUGUGUGUCUCUCUGUCAUCCUGGAGUUCAUGUUUUCCUCCUCAUUAUUCCUAACGCUCCACUUAAUAAUGAAGUCAAAGCAGAAAUGGAGGAGAUCCAGAGGAUCUUCAGCUCAAGAAUCAACAAACACAUCAUGAUCCUCAUAAUGCAGAAUUCAGAGCAUCAGACAGAACUAAAUGAAGAAACACAGUCUGUCAUUGAGAGUUUUGGAGGACGACAUCAUUUCUUUGGUCCCAAAACACAAGUGUCCACACUGAUGGAGAAGAUUGAGCAGAUGCUGGAGGAAAACAGAGGAGAGUUUUUCUCCACAGAGACAUUUCUGAAGGCGCAAAUGAAUAAACUUGAGAAGAUGAAGAAGAAGAUUAAUACGCUAGAGACAUAUUCACUGUCACAAGGUUCAGGAGAAAAUGCAGAUGAUGAACUGAGGAUUGUUCUUCUGGGAAAAACUGGAGUUGGGAAAAGUGCAACUGGAAACACGAUCUUAGGAAGAAACGAGUUUACAGCAGAAACAUCUCAAGAAUCAGUUACUAAAGAGAGUCAGGUAGAAACAUCUGAAAUCAACGGCCGACACAUUACUGUGAUUGACACUCCAGGACUGUUUGAUACUGAACUUAGUACUGAGGAGAUACAGAGAGAAAUCAGCAACUGCAUCUCCAUGAUCCUGCCUGGACCACAUGUGUUUAUUAUUGUGCUCAAUUUAGGACAACGAUUCACUAAAGAAGAAGCAACUACAGUGAAUAUCCUCCAAGAGACAUUUGGUGAGAAAUCUUUAAUGUACACUAUGGUGCUCUUCACCAGAGGAGACUAUCUGAAGAAUAAAACCAUUGAUCAGUGUUUGGGAAAACCUGGAUCUCCACUGAUGAGGCUGAUUGAAGCGUGUGGAAACAGAUACCAUGUGUUCAAUAAUAAUCAGACUGGAGACCGAACACAAGUGUCUGAUCUACUGGAGAAGAUAGACAACAUGGUGAAAGCAAAUGGAGGGAGUUUCUACUCAUGUAAGAUGUUCAGACAGAUGGAAAGAGAAAAACAAGAACAACAAAUGAAGAUCCUGAUGGAAAGACUCAGAGAAAGUGAAGAACUGAUGAAGAAAGAACGAGAGACAUUUAAACAUGAAAUUGAGCAACUGAAACAAGAAAAAAAUAAAGUUAAAACAGAAAAAGAAAAACUGCAGAUGAAAUACGACGCAGAAACAGAACGACUGAUGAACAGAAUAGAAAAUGAUAGGAAAAAAAGAGAAGAAGAGUUUAAUGAGAGAGAAGAACGAUACAAAACACUAAUGAAAGAGAAAGAAGAGAGUGAGGAAAAGAUGCAUGAGCAGAUGAAGAGAGAACGAGAAAAAUGGGAGAAACAGAAACUAGAGGAAAAGACAAGAAGAGAGGAAGAGGGUGAGAAAAGAAAAGAGAAAAACCAGAGAGAUUGGAAUGAAUUUAAUAAGCGACUGAAACAAGAGAAAGAGAAAAUGGAAAAAGACAAAAAAGAUCUCCAAUCACAACAUGAAGCAGAAGAAAACAAGAUGAAGAUGAUGAUGGAGCGAAUAAACAGAGAAAGAGAAGAACUGAUGAAGAAACACGAAGAAGACAGAGAGAGAAUUAAGAUGAUGAUAGAGCAAGAACAACAGAAUCAGAACAAAGAGAGAAAGAGUAGAGAAGAAGAAUUCAGAGAGAGAGAAGAUCAUUAUGAAAGUGAAAUGAAGGAACAGGAGGAGAAGUUGAGAGACAAGAUGAAAGGAGUAAAAGAGGAGUUUAAAAAUGAAAUAAAGGAAAUGAGGAAAGAAAUAGAAACUGUAAAGGAAGAAAAAGAAAAACUUCAGAUCAGAUACAACAUGGAAAUAGAUAAGCUAAUGAACAGAAUUGAGAAUGAAAGACAGAAUCAUGAAACAGAGAGAAAGAGAAGAGAAGAAGAGUUUAAUGAGAGAGAAGAAUGGUAUAAAAGACUGAUGAAAGACAGAGAGAAAAAGGAGAGUAAAAUGCUGGAGCAGAUGAAAUGUGAGCCAACGCAAUUUGAGAAACAGAAACAAGAUGAAAGACAGGAAAGAGAAGAAGAAAAGAAAAAACACGUUAGUGAUUACAGAAUGAUGCGAAACAUACAAAGAGUUCCUGUCAACAUCCAGGAUAUUCCUGUCUCCAGUCUCCCAUCCAGAAGGAUUGUUCUUCUGGGUAAAACUGGUGGUGGGAAAAGUGCAGCUGGAAACACAAUACUGGGAAAGUGUGUGUUUGAAUCUAACUUCUGCCCACAAUCAGUAACUCGUAAAUGUUCAGUUGCUGAUGCCACUGUUUCAGGCAGAUCUGUGUCCAUAGUUGAUACUCCUCCAUUCUUUGACACUUGCAUUGAACAUGAGCAGUCAAUGACAGAGAUAGCGAGAAGCAUUUAUUUAUCCAGUCCUGGAACUCAUGCUUUUCUCAUUGUGUUCAGAGUAGAUAUCAGAUUCACUGAGGAGGAUCAGAAGGUUAUUCAGUGGAUUAAGAUGUUGUUUGGUGAAGAGGUGUUACAAUACUGCAUCAUUCUCUUAACUCAUGGAGAUCAGCUGAAAAUAUGGUCAAUAGAGAAACUCAUUGAGCAUAACAGUAUAUUAAGAGCUCUAGUUGAUCAGUGUGGAGACAGAAUUCACAUAUUCAACAAUAAAGAUGAGAAUAACAGAGAGCAGGUGAAUGAUCUACUGCAGAAGAUUGACACAAUGGUAGAGCAGAAUGGAGGAGGAUACUACAAUAAUCAGAUGUUUCAGGAUGCUCAGAGAUAUAGACAAAAACUGCUGAUCUGUGUCUGUAGUUGAUACUCCUGGAUUAUUUCACACACAAAUGAACACUGAGAAGUUUAUGACGAUGAUGAGAUGCAUUUAUUUAUCCAGUUCUGGACCUUAUGCUUUUCUUAUUGUGUUCAGGGUAGAUAACAGAUUCACUGAGCAGAAUCAGGAGAUUAUUCAGUCAAUUAAAAUGUUGUUUGGUGAGGAGGUGUUACAAUACUGCAUCAUUCUCUUCACUCGUGGAGAUCUGCUGCAAGGAUGGUCAAUAGAGAAAAUUAGAAUAACAGAAAGCAGGUAAAUGAUCUACUGCAGAAGAUUCACACAUUGAUAGAACAGAAUAGAGGAGGACACUACUGUAAUUAGAUGUUUCAAGCUCAAAAAUGUAAAUGAGAGGAGAAACAAAGACAGGAUUGUGUCUGUAGUUGAAAUUCUUGAAUAUUUUCACAAAAAUAUUAAAACCUAAAAGUAGAUGCAGGUCAUGGAGAUCAGUUAGAAGAAACCAUAGAGAACCUGAUUGAGGUGAA
This is a messenger RNA of Labeo rohita (rohu), 4345 nucleotides long. Its product is annotated as putative autophagy-related protein 11. The record is from RefSeq and is a predicted model, not a curated record. The transcript has 7 exons. Gene Ontology annotation, molecular function: GTP binding. Bases 228 to 3851 code for a protein of 1207 amino acids. Lineage: Eukaryota; Metazoa; Chordata; Actinopteri; Cypriniformes; Cyprinidae.